AGAUGCCUCUGGAUGUUCAAUGAUAGCACUCCUCCAUACUGGAGCAGCAAAGUUUCCCCAAAACUUACUUCAAAGGGCAAGACAAGCUGUGUGCUCCCUCCUCCCGGCUGGUGUUCUCAAAGGGUACAGCUCCAUCGUAAGCAGGAAACUGGCGUCCCACGGCUUUGGAGCUUCCAUGGCAGCAAUGUCAUCCUUUCCUCCACAGAGAUAUCACUACUUCUUAGUGCUGGAUUUUGAGGCUACAUGUGAUAAACCACAGAUUCAUCCUCAGGAAAUCAUCGAAUUCCCUAUCCUGAAGCUGAAUGGCAGGACAAUGGAGAUCGAAUCCACCUUUCACAUGUAUGUUCAGCCUGUGGUGCAUCCCCAGCUUACGCCCUUCUGUACAGAGCUGACUGGGAUUAUUCAAGGCAUGGUGGAUGGGCAGCCGAGCCUCCAGCAAGUGCUUGAGAGGGUUGACGAGUGGAUGGCAAAGGAAGGCCUCUUAGAUCCCAGCGUCAAGUCGAUUUUUGUGACCUGUGGAGACUGGGAUUUGAAAGUGAUGUUACCAGGACAAUGCCAGUACUUAGGGCUGCCGGUUGCUGAUUACUUCAAACAGUGGAUUAAUCUGAAAAAGGCGUACAGCUUUGCCAUGGGGAGUUGGCCAAAGAAUGGGCUCUUAGACAUGAACAAAGGACUGAACCUACAGCACAUAGGGAGGCCUCACAGCGGGAUAGGUGAGUGAUGCCGCCCCGUGCGCUUCCCGUCCCCAUGGCCCCGGGUGCGCGGGACGUGCCUCGGCUCUGAGAGCUGGUCCAGGCUGGGGUGCUUGGGAGCCAGCCAAAGGGCUGCGGGGUCUCCGGCUGGUGGAAGGGAUGAAGAUGUGUCAGGGCAGAAUGGGCACAAGGGAUGAGCUGUUGGUCCCUGGCACAUCCCAGUGUGACAAACACACCUGCUUGUCCCUCUGACCAGGGAGCUGUUCCCCUCCUCAGCCACUCUGGCAGUACUCAGGCUGGGGGUGGAUGGGGCAGUGCCAGGGCUCACGCAGUGCCUGGAGCACAGGGCGAGGGUCCCCAGGCUGGGCAGGAUGCUCUCCCUGUCGGGCCAGUCCUCCAGCUGCUCUGGAUGCUGCGUUCAUCCUUGGAAAGGAGGCUCUGCCAAGUGGUGCAGCCUCGGGAGCUGGCUGGAAACGUGCUGCAGAGUGAAGAUGCGUGGCCCCAGCUGGAGAACUGAAUCAUCGUCCCGUUUGCCCACACAUGUGAUGAGUUUCAUGGUCCCGCAGCCUCCUCCAAGAUAAACAACUGAGACGACCAUGAACGGUGGCAGAGCUCCAUGUUUCCCCUAGCUGCUCCGCACCAGGGAUCACAGUGAUAUGAGAAGGGAGAGCUGGCCCGGGACACUGAGGCCAUAUAUCUGCCUGCUGGGCGCUGGGGGUGCAGAGCUGGAGCAGCAGCCGGCUGCAGUAUGGGCAGGAGCUCAGAUUUACUGGGCUGUAGGCAGGGCUGUAACUCAGGGCUGCAUCG
Egretta garzetta (little egret) is the source of this 1499-nucleotide messenger RNA. It is a transcript of the gene ERI3, whose product is annotated as ERI1 exoribonuclease family member 3. Gene Ontology annotation, biological process: exonucleolytic trimming to generate mature 3'-end of 5.8S rRNA from tricistronic rRNA transcript (SSU-rRNA, 5.8S rRNA, LSU-rRNA). Bases 20 to 721 code for a protein of 233 amino acids. The transcript is spliced from 6 exons. Lineage: Eukaryota; Metazoa; Chordata; Aves; Pelecaniformes; Ardeidae. The record is from RefSeq and is a predicted model, not a curated record. Gene Ontology annotation, molecular function: nucleic acid binding; 3'-5'-RNA exonuclease activity.